AUGGCGUAUCCCACCAAGAACGGUGCUUCCGCCCCGGCGAACCCCAAACUGGGCGCCAUUCUCGCCAAACUCGUCCGCGACCUCAACUACCAGACUCCUCGGCAUGAUGUCACACGGCCUGCCCUUGAAGCUGCCAUGCUCGAAUACGCCGCCGGCUCAGGGGCUCCGUACGAGUCCGAAUAUGCUCGGCGGUACUUUGAUGAGGGCAUUACACUCGCUUGUGCCUACUUCCCCACGCACCCCUUCGCCGUAAAACUCCACAUAGCCAUCUACUCCUGGCUGAUCAUCUACAUCGACGACGACGAGGCCGGAACCGACGACCUCGCCGGGUUCCAGACGCGCUUCCAGAACUGGGAGCCGCAGCCCUCCGCUCUCCUGGCACGCUGGGCCGAGACGCUCCAUGACAUGCCCAAGUACUUUGACCCCCUCGCGGCCAACUUCAUCGUGCUUUCGUCGCUGCAGUUUGUCAACGCCACCCUGCUGGAGAGGCGCGGCGAGAGCGGAGUGCCCGAGGCAUACGCCUACUUCGUCUUCCCGCGGGAUCAGUGCCCGGAUAUCGGCGCGUAUAUGCAGGCGGUACCGGAUAUGAUGAAAUACAUCAACUAUGCAAAUGAUGUGCUGUCGUUCCACAAGGAGACGCUAGCCGGCGAAACGGACAAAUACAUCAACACGCGGGCUGUCUGCGAGCAGCGCGAGCCUCUUGCUUUGCUGGAGACCCUCGUGGCCGAGAUCGUCGCGGCAAACUCGCGCGUGGCCGGGCUUCUACGCACAAGAUUCGACCCCGUCUAUGCCCGCAAAUGGAAUGACUUCUUCAUCGGCUACAUCUACUUCCAUGUCACGGCUCGUCGGUACAAGCUGCACAUGUAUCCUGAGCUCGCGCCGGUAGAGCGUCGUCAUGAUGUUGGUGUUGAUGAGGGCGUUGGGAAUGUGAAUGGGCGAGAGGUUGGUGAGAAGUUUGGAGAACAGGGGGCGAGGGAGAGACCUGUGGUUCAGGUUGGGUCGCUGCAGUUCGCUUGA
Canariomyces notabilis is the source of this 1017-nucleotide messenger RNA. RefSeq names its product terpenoid synthase. The record is from RefSeq and is a predicted model, not a curated record. Lineage: Eukaryota; Fungi; Ascomycota; Sordariomycetes; Sordariales; Chaetomiaceae. The coding region runs from base 1 to 1017 and encodes 338 amino acids. Gene Ontology annotation, molecular function: carbon-oxygen lyase activity, acting on phosphates. The transcript is spliced from 4 exons.